AUGCAGCGCAUUUUGGACGAUGUCGAUUGGCUUGUGUACGCCAAGAUGGAAAACACGAUGCCGCUUACGGUCGCGAACAUGGGUGCGCGCAAAUCCUGGGCCAAGCACAUGCUGUUGCAUGAGGAUGCCGGGUCCGUCUGGGACUCCAUUUUUUUUGGGACGACAAAAAAUGAAUCUUGA
Peronospora matthiolae is the source of this 180-nucleotide messenger RNA. NCBI's taxonomy places the organism in Eukaryota, Oomycota, Peronosporomycetes, Peronosporales, Peronosporaceae. The record is from the annotation of a GenBank genome assembly.